AUGACUGAUACUAUGACCAUCAAUUCAUUCUAUGAGCAACCAUGUUCAAUAGAUGCUCAAGUUAUUUCAAAAAUUUCUGAAAAAAUCCUACCUCGAAUUCAUGAUCAAGUACAUAAACUCACUAUUGAAGAAUUUUCAAUUAAACCAAUUCUUCUUGCUGCCAAUUAUCCUCAACUUUAUUCAUUAUCACUUAUUAAUUUUCAAGAAGAAAUGCUUUAUCAACAUUUAACAGGUAUUGCAUUUAAUUCUAUUCGUUAG
This is a messenger RNA of Rotaria sp. Silwood2, 258 nucleotides long. Lineage: Eukaryota; Metazoa; Rotifera; Eurotatoria; Philodinida; Philodinidae. The record is from the annotation of a GenBank genome assembly.